UGGCACACACUAUGCCACGGGGCCUGGCUGCUCCUUUACUCCUGCUAAUCCUCCAGGGAGUUUGGGGCUGCCUGGACCUCACCUGCUAUGCUGACUACCUCAAUACCAUCACCUGUAUCCUGGAGACUUGGAGCCCCCACCCCCGCAUACUCAAUCUCACCUGGCAAGAUGAAUUCGAGGAACUUCAGGACAAGGAAACCUCCUGCCACCUGCACAGGUCGGGCCACAAUGCCACGCAUAGGAGGUACACGUGCCACAUGGCCUUGGCUCAGUUCGCGCCCGAUGAUAUUUUCACCGUCAGCGCGAUGGACCAGUCUAGCAACAGCUCCCAAGAGUGUGGCCACUUUGUCCUGGCUGAAAGCAUCAAGCCAGCUCCCCCUUUCAAUGUGACCGUGACCUUCUCAGGACGCUAUCAUAUCUCCUGGCAUUCAGAUUAUGAAGAAGCCUCUGGCUACAUGCUGAGGGGCAAACUACAGUAUGAGCUGCAGUAUCGGAACCUCGGAGACCCCUAUGCUGUGAGGCCGGUGACCAAGCUGAUCUCAGUGGACUCAAGUACCAUUUCCCUUCUCCCUGAAGAAUUCCACAAAGACUCUAGCUACCAGCUGCAGGUGCGGGCAGCACCCCAUCCAGGUACUACAUUCAGAGGGACCUGGAGUGAGUGGAGUGACCCGGUCAUCUUUCAGACCCAGACUGAGGAGCCCAAGGCAAACUUGGACCCUCAACUGCUGCUGCUCCUCCUGGUUGUCUUGACCCCUGUCCUGGUUUUCAUGGGUCUGAAGAUCCACAUGCCUUGGAGGCUGUGGAAGAAGAUAUGGGCACCAGUGCCCAGUCCUGAGAGUUUCUUCCAGCCCCUCUAUGGGGAACACAGCGGGAACUUCAAGAAAUGGGUGGAUACCCCUUUCACGGCCUCCAGCCUGGAGCUGGCACCUCGGAGUCCCACAGCAACCCCAGUCCUACAUCUGUCAUCAAACCCAGCCAAGGGGAAGAAGUCCCUGGGCCUGGAAGAACAGCUGGAAUGUGACGGAAUGUCUGAGCCUGGCCACUGGCCCACAGUCCCCUCGGCAGAGACACCCUACAGUGAGGAGAGAGACCGACCAUAUGGUCUGGUGUCCAUUGACACAGUGACGGUGGGGGAUGCAGAGGGCCUGUGUGUCUGGCCCUGUAGCUGUGAGGAUGAUGGUUACCCAGCCCUGAACCUGGAUGCUGGCCCAGAGUCUGUCCCCGGUGCAAAGGAUCUGCUCUUGGUCGCGGGCACUGCUUUUCUGUCCUGCGGCUGUGUCUCGGGUGGGGGCCUCAGGCUGGGAGGCUCCCCAGGCGGCCUCCUGGACAGGCUGAGGCUGCCCCUUGCCGAGGAAGGGGACUGGACAGCAGAGCCACCCUGGAGAACUGGGUGCCCAGGAGGGGGCUCUCAGAGUGAAGCAGGCUCACCGCCCGGCCUGGACAUGGACACUUUCGACAGCGGCUUUGCAGGUUCAGACUGUGGCAGCCCUGUGGAGAGUGAUGAAGGGCCCCCUCGCAGCUAUCUCCGCCAGUGGGUGGUCAGGACCCCUUCCCCUGAGGACAGUGGAGCCCAGGGCAGCUAGCAUACAGUAAGCAGAUGUAAUGAGAAGAGGCCAGAAUCCUGUGGUCUCUGGGUGUGCCUCUGAGCCUGACAUUUACAGCGUGAA
Psammomys obesus (fat sand rat) is the source of this 1667-nucleotide messenger RNA. RefSeq names its product interleukin 21 receptor (gene Il21r). Gene Ontology annotation, biological process: immunoglobulin mediated immune response; cytokine-mediated signaling pathway. The transcript is spliced from 8 exons. NCBI's taxonomy places the organism in Eukaryota, Metazoa, Chordata, Mammalia, Rodentia, Muridae. Gene Ontology annotation, cellular component: external side of plasma membrane; membrane. The coding region runs from base 12 to 1583 and encodes 523 amino acids. The record is from RefSeq and is a predicted model, not a curated record. Gene Ontology annotation, molecular function: protein binding; cytokine receptor activity.